Messenger RNA from Cajanus cajan (pigeon pea), 2049 nucleotides. The record is from RefSeq and is a predicted model, not a curated record. NCBI's taxonomy places the organism in Eukaryota, Viridiplantae, Streptophyta, Magnoliopsida, Fabales, Fabaceae.
AUGUGUGGAAAAUUGAUAGUGCAUGAUUUUGAGGAGGAACACAACCAUAUUUUACAUAUACAAGAAACAACUCAUAUGUUGUCAUCUCAACAAAAACUUUCAGAAGCUCAAUGUCAGCAAAUUGAUCUAGCAGAUGAUGCUGGCUUACAACAAAGAAAAUCAUUUGAUUUGAUGAGUAAAGAAGUGGGAGGAAGAACUAACUUGGGAUAUACUCGCCUUGAUCAAAAGAACUAUCUCCGAAAAAGAAGGCAAAGGAGCUUGGUACACGGGGAAGCUGGUUAUCUUUUGCAAUACUUUCAAAGAAAGUUGGUUGAAAGUCCACCUUUCUAUCAUGCCUAUCAACUAGAUGUCGAAGAUCAAAUUACUAAUGUCUUCUGGGCAGAUGCGGGGAUGCUAAUUGAUUAUGGAUAUUUUGGUGACGUGCUUUCUCUUGAUUCAACAUAUUGCACAAAUAGUUCGCAUAGACCACUAGCAGUGUUCUCAGGAUUUAACCACCAUCGAAGAGCAGUGAUUUUUGGGGCUGCACUAUUAUAUGAUGAAACAACAGAGUCAUAUAAGUGGCUUUUUAAAACAUUUCUGGAGGCACACAAACAAAAAAGACCCCAAACAAUUUUUACUGAUCAAGACCAAGCAAUGGCAAAAGCACUAGUUGAGGUUAUUCCUGAAACUUACCAUGGCUUAUGUACAUGGCACUUGAUGCAGAAUGGCAUCAAGCACUUAGGCAAUUUAAUGAAGGGGGAAUCACAUUUUCUUAGUGACUUUAAGAAAUGCAUGUAUGGCUAUGAUGAUGAAGAACAAUUUGAGGAAGGUUGGAGAAACCUCCUUGAAAAGUUUGAUGUUAAGGAAAACACUUGGUUGCAAAGAGUGUAUUCUGUGAGGGAAAAAUGGGCAUCUUGUUACCUGAAGAAGGCUUUCACAUUGGGAAUGCGAAGCACCCAACUUAGUGAAAGUGUGAAUGCUGAUAUUAAAAGUUUUAUCAAUGUGAAUUUGGAUCUUAUCAAGUUUUUUAAUCGUUUUGAGGAUGUUGUAGAAGAAAAAUGGUAUAAUGAAUUGAAGUGUGAAUAUGAAGCACGUCAAAAAAUUCCAAGACUCAAGAACCCAUAUUCUGAUAUCUUGAAACAAGUGUCUGAGCUUUAUACUCCUACUAUUUUUGAGUUAUUCCAACAUGAGUAUGAGUUGUUUGAAGCAUGUUCUGUUAAGAGCAUAAAUGUAAAAGCAUCAUUAGUUGAUUGUGUUAUUGCCAUGGUAAAGGAUUUGGGAGAAUGGAAAGUGUCAUUUGAUUUGGAUAAAAAGAUAAUUCAUUGCUCUUGUUGUAAAUUUGAGACAUUUGGCAUACUUUGUUGUCAUUGUCUAAGAGUCUUUAUUCAUAUGGAUGUUAAAUCAGUGCCUGAGCAAUAUAUCCUGAAAAGGUGGACAAAGUUAGCAAGAAGUGUGUCUUUACCUAAUGUUAGUGUUCGUCAUGUAGUAGAAGAUGCUCAAUUGACUUCAACACAACGUCGUAGAGACAUUUGUCCCCGUCUUAUGAAGAUAGUUGAUGAAGCAUGUAGGAGUCAAGAAACAUACACGUUGUUGAGCAAAGUUACUGAUUUAUUGGACAAGGAAAUGUUAAAGUUUCAAAAUAAACAAGUAAGUAAUACUCAAGUUAAUGAGUUCCUUAGUAAUGUUAUAGAUAUUGCAAGAAACAAUGAUGGUUCAAUACAAGUAAAGGGGUUCAAGAAAAAAGAAGGUAGAAAAGGUUCAAAGCGUUUGAAAGGUUGGGUAGAACGCCAACUUAGUAAACGAAAGAAAAAGGGUGACUCAAGUGCUUCACAAGAUCAAGAUCUUACUAAGAAUAAUGAGAGUAAACAAGGUUCAAAAUUUGUGAAGGAGAGGAUAGAGUACAAUUUAGAAAUGCCUAAUAUAAGUGCAUCCACGUGGCUUAAUGAUGCAUACAAACAACAACAAUCUAUGGAAAUCAAUGAUAUUUCAAGUCAAGUUAGUGUUACUAGUUUUACUAGUUUAUUGAUGGCACCACUUGAUAGGGAUAUCACAACUUUGACCAAUUCAUAG